AUGGUAACGACAUCAGGAGUGGAAGCGAACGGACGUGACAGGGGGGAUGCUGUCGGUGUUGGGGGCUUGCUGCAGGAUGGUGGUAGUGGUUCGAAAAUGGAGGUUGAGGCGGAGCUGAAUGAUGGCGGACGCUUGCCAAAGGAGUACGAGCAUCUUACGUCUGUGGAUAUUGUUCAACAGAAGUCUAUAGUGAAUCGGCUUUCUCCAAGGGUAGCACCUCACUACAAGCCACACAUUGCGAGUUUUGAGGAGUAUAAGAAGUUGUAUGCGGACUCUAUGGACGAUCCGGAGCGGUUUUUUGGUGACCAUGCACGUAAUUUUAUCGAUUGGUUCAGGCCCUUCGAUCAAGUUUUCCUUGCCGGCAAGGACGGGUUGCCGUCGUUUGACAAUAAUGUCUGGUUCAUUAACGGGCAGUUGAAUGCGUGUUACAACAUGGUCGACAGACACGCCAUGAGGGAUCCGGAUAGCGUUGCCAUCAUCUAUGAGGCCGAUGAACCUAACCAGGGUUGUCAGUUGACGUACAAGGAGUUGUUGGAGCAAGUUUGUAAAGUUGCGCAAGUCUUGCAGUAUUCGAUGGGUGUGCGCAAGGGCGAUACAGUGGCUGUUUACAUGCCCAUGAUCCCGCAAGCGUUGAUCACCAUGUUGGCCAUCUCACGUAUCGGCGCAGUGCAUUCUGUCAUCUUUGCAGGCUUCUCGUCCAACUCUUUGAGGGACCGUAUCAAUGAUGCCAACUCUCAGGUUGUUAUUACGACCGAUGAAUCCAAGAGAGGCGGAAAGACUGUUGAAACCAAACGUAUUGUGGACGAUGCUGUCAAAGAGGCGCCUAAUGUCAGGCAUGUCUUGGUUUAUAAGCGUACCAACAGCCCAAUGGUUGCUUACACUAGUGGUAGAGAUUUGGACUGGGAUACAGAAGUUAAAAAAUACAAACCAUAUUGCCCCUGCGAGCCUGUGGAUUCUGAACACCCGUUAUUCUUGUUGUACACCUCCGGCUCCACAGGUGCCCCCAAGGGCGUCCAACACUCCACUGCGGGAUAUUUAUUACAGGCAUACUUGAGUAUGCGUUAUUCUUUUGAUGUUCACAAGGAAGACAUAUUCUUCACGGCCGGUGACAUCGGAUGGAUCACUGGUCACACAUAUGUUAUCUACGGCCCGUUGUUUACUGGGUGCACCACGGUCGUGUUCGAAGGGACCCCUGCUUAUCCGACAUUCUCGAGGUAUUGGCAGAUUGUCGACAAGUAUAAGGUAACCCAGUUUUACGUAGCACCAACAGCCUUGCGGUUUUUGAAACGGGCUGGUGACAGCUACGUCGAAGGGUAUUCAUUAAAGAGUUUGCGUUCAUUAGGGUCUGUUGGGGAGCCAAUUGCUGCUGAGGUUUGGGAAUGGUAUUCGUCCAGUAUUGGUAAAAAUGAAAUCCCAAUAAUAGACACUUAUUGGCAAACGGAAUCCGGCGCGCAUUUGAUUACCCCGUUGGCUGGUGGCUCGACACCGAUGAAACCAGGAGCUGCAGGCUUCCCUUUCUUUGGAAUUGACGCUGUAAUUCUCGACCCCAACACCGGUGAAGAAUUGAUUGGACCUAACGUCGAGGGUAUAUUAGCUGUAAAGCGACCAUGGCCCUCUUUCACAAGGACCAUUUGGAACAACCACGAUAGAUAUUUGGAAACCUAUCUAAAGCCUUACCCAGGUUAUUAUUUCACCGGAGAUGGUGCAGCUCGUGACAAAGAUGGCUUCAUAUGGAUCCUUGGGCGUGUAGACGAUGUCGUAAACGUCUCUGGUCAUCGUCUAUCCACAGCUGAAAUUGAAGCGGCAAUAAUUGAGGAAGGAAUGGUCGCUGAAUGUGCCGUUGUAGGCUUCUCUGACGAUUUAACAGGACAAGCUAUCGCUGCCUUUGUGGUAUUGGAACAGAAAAGCAGCUGGGCUACUGCGAGUGAAAGGGAAUUGCAAGAUAUCAAGAGACACUUGAUAUUGAUAGUCAGAAAGGAUAUCGGUCCAUUUGCAGCCCCAAAAUUAAUAGUCCUUGUAGACGACUUGCCAAAAACUAGAUCUGGGAAAAUCAUGCGACGUAUCUUGAGGAAGAUUUUGGCUGGUGAAGCAGACCAGUUGGGCGAUGUCUCCACCUUAUCUAACCCAGGUAUUGUGAAGCAUUUAAUUGAGUCUAUCAAACUAUGA
Messenger RNA from Eremothecium cymbalariae DBVPG#7215, 2166 nucleotides. RefSeq names its product acetate--CoA ligase 1 (gene ACS1). Gene Ontology annotation, molecular function: acetyl-CoA synthetase activity; AMP binding. The record is from RefSeq and is a predicted model, not a curated record. Bases 1 to 2166 code for a protein of 721 amino acids. The transcript has a single exon. NCBI's taxonomy places the organism in Eukaryota, Fungi, Ascomycota, Saccharomycetes, Saccharomycetales, Saccharomycetaceae. Gene Ontology annotation, cellular component: cytosol.